Molecule: messenger RNA, 1515 nt
Organism: Fonsecaea nubica
Lineage: Eukaryota; Fungi; Ascomycota; Eurotiomycetes; Chaetothyriales; Herpotrichiellaceae
Exons: 4
Coding region: 1-1515 (504 amino acids)
Biological process (GO): carbohydrate transport; transmembrane transport
Cellular component (GO): membrane
Molecular function (GO): carbohydrate:proton symporter activity
Source: RefSeq, a predicted model, not a curated record
AUGAUUGCAACAACGCGCUACAAUCUCACGAUUGUCCUGUUCGUGGCCUUGAGUGCCUUGACCUACGGAUAUGCCUUUUCUGUAUUCUCCACCUCCAUUGGCCAGGCAGGAUUCUACAAGUACUUCAACCUCGACCUCGAAGGACCCGGGGCUGCCUAUACCAACUCCAUCCUCGGCGCCAUCAAUUCUCUCUUCUCGGCCGGGGCGGCCUUUGGCGCUCUUUCCGUAGCAUGGCUACCCGACUGGAUGGGCCGCAGGUUCACGAUCGUUUUCGCGGCCGCGCUCUCGCUCGUCGGUGGCGCGCUUGUGACUGGCAGUGUGAACAUUCCGAUGUUGGUGGUUGUGCGAUUCCUGCAUGGUCUCGGGGUCGGCCAGUGCAUCACCAUCACUCCCAUCUAUCUGUCGGAAGUUGCGCCGCCGCAGCAGAGGGGCUUUCUCACCGGCCAGAACGCUGUGGCCUUGGUGUUCGGUUAUCUUCUGUCUGCCUGGGUGGGGUACGGGACGUACUUUGCCAGCAAUGAGAUGUUUGCCUGGAGGUUCCCGCUGUCGUUGUCGUGUCUGUUCCCGUUGAUCCUGCUCAUCGGUUCUCCAUGGAUCCCCGAAUCGCCGCGAUGGCUGAUCUGGAAGGACCGCUUGGAAGAGGCCUGGAAGAUCACGGAGCAGCUGCAUUUCGAUCCAAACGACCCAUCCCAGCGCCAGGCCAAAGAAGAAUUCUAUCAGAUGCGCAUGCAGAUUCAGUACGAUCGCGCCGCCGACCUGUCCCUGUCGUACAUGUUCAAGAAACCCAGCCUGCGCCGACGCCUUCUCCUUGGUUGCGGAGUGCUUCUAGGUUCACAGUCGUGUGGUCCACUGGUCAUCAACAACUACGGCGUGGUGCUGUACCAAGGCCUGGGAAUGACCGGGAGCAUGCCUCUGCUCAUGUAUGCCCUUUACAUUGUCGUCGGCCUGUUUUUCAACAUCGUCUCAUCGCUGAUCAUGGACAAAGUCGGCCGACGGAAGCUAUUCCUGGGUGGCUGGACCGGCACGACAGUCACGUUGAGUUGCGAGACGGCGCUCGUGGCGAGCUUCGCAGGCACGGACAACAAGGGUGGGAAUGCUGCCGCCGUCUUCUUCCUCUUCGCAUUCGUGACCAUGUACGGCUUGUGCAUUGAUGGGACUGCGUACGUGUACUGCGCUGAGGUCUUUCCCACCAUGUAUCGUGCCAAAGGCAUGGCACUCGGACUGUUUGUGUAUUACGCUGCCUCGAUCGCAUAUCUCACCCCUGCCGCCACGGCCAUCGAGAAUAUCGGGUGGAAGUUCUACUUGGUUUUCAUCUCUUGCUCCUUCGUCGCAGUGGUUCUCACGUACUUUUUCGUGCCCGAGACCGCUGGCCUAUCGCUAGAGGAAGUCAACGAACUCUUUGGUGAGAAAGUCUUGGUGAACUUGACCCACGCCUCGGAAGCAGAAAGGAACGAUAUUGAUAGAGCGAUCGAAGAGAAGCAGGGGGUGGUGACAGAAACCAUCGAGAAAGCAUAG